AUGUCGAUGCAUGCACAGGUGACGGCGGUGGACUGGGUGUGGUGGAUUGGCCUCCUCCUCGGCGUCAUUCCGCUGCUCGCGCUCGCUGUGUGGCACAACAACGACGUCUGCCACUACGCCUUCUUCGCGCUGAAGCGUUGGCGCCGUCGUGCGAGGCUCCCGCCAGGCCACAUGGGCCUCCCAUUUGUGGGUGAGAGCCUCUGGCUGCUAUGGUACUACAAGCUCGCCGCCGCCCCGACGGCUUCGCCCACGCCUGGAGGAGGCGCUACUACGCCGGGGGCCGCGAGGGCGACUCAACAAGUUCGUCCUCAAGUCCUCCUAGGAUGGCACCUUCGGCAUCCGCUGGCCCGCGCCGGAGCUCGUGGGCCUCUCCUGCGUGGUCAACGUCGAGGGCAGCCAGCACGCCAGGCUCCGCGGGUUCAUCCUCGUCACCAUCAACCGCUCUGGGCCAUCACCGAGGUCAUCCAGCCGCGUCUCGUGGCGGCGCUGCGGUCGUGGGCGGACAAGGGCACCAUCUCCGCCGCCACUGAGAUCAAGAAAGUGACGUUCGAGAACAUAUGCAAGAUGUUCGUGAGCAGGGAUCCGUCGCCUCUCACUGACAAGAUCUCCAUGGUCGUCUGCUUUCACGAGACGCGCGCUCACGACGUCGGCCAAGCCACACGCGCCCGCGCCAAGCAGAGCCGCAUGCCUGGCUGCGCGCCCACGUCAGGCUAA
Molecule: messenger RNA, 714 nt
Organism: Miscanthus lutarioriparius
Lineage: Eukaryota; Viridiplantae; Streptophyta; Magnoliopsida; Poales; Poaceae
Source: the annotation of a GenBank genome assembly